GUUGUCACCAAAAAUUCUACUUCGCGGUUGUGGCUUUCCAAGCGAUUUUUGCAAGCAAAAAUCUCGCCAGUUUUACUAAAAAACUUAAAAUUACAUGGGACAACAUUCAGUAUUAGUGUAAAUGUGUGCGUAUUAGUUAAAAUGUUUUGUGUAUUUGGCGUUAAAAUAUAAAUAAAAAGACACUGUGUACUGACGUUGAUGAGCGGGUUAAUUUUAGUUUUUUAAAUGGUUUGUAGAGGUUUAAAUUUGCUGGAUUUCACGUGGAAACCAAAUAGGAAAUGUCAGAAAACAUCGAUGAGUUGCGGAAUAUGCUAGUUACCUUCAGAGUGUCUGAGCUUCAGAUGUUAUUGGGUUUUGCCGGAAGAAACAAGUCAGGGAGAAAGAACGAACUUCAACAGAGGGCUCUCGAGCUUCUUAGGGUCAGAUCGCAUCCUAUCCACCAGAAAAUCAGGGACCUAUACAAGACUAUACAGCAAAGCGGUACACUUACAGGGGUCCAAGCUUCAGCCCCAUCGCCGAAUAACAACAAAGAAAUACCGCCCAGUAACUCGGCGCCCGCCACAGGUGCCGCCAACAUGCCGCAAACGCAGGGCAAUGCCCGCUCCACCGCCACAGUGCAUCCCUAUAAUGUGGACACCAGGCAAAUGGCUGCAAGAAAUCAACAAAUGUACCAACAAAACAUGUACUCCCCCUACCCAUCGUUCUCUAGCAAACAGCCAAUCCAAAACAACUACCCCAUACAACCUGACGUGAAGUUUCGCAGAUUGCCCUUCUUCGACGUUCUGGCAGAUCUCUUGAAACCCUCCACUCUGGUGCCGAGCAGCAACUCGCGCAUCCAAGAGGGCACGUUUUACUUCCACCUCACCCCGCAACAGGCCACCGACGUUGCCAGCUCCAGAGACAUAAGGCCCGGGGUGAAGUGCGACUACAUCAAGCAAGUCCAGAUGAGGUUCUGCCUGCUGGAGACCACUUGCGAGCAGGAGGAUUACUUUCCGCCCAACGUGAUGGUGAAAGUUAACAACAAACUGUGCCCGCUACCGAACCCCAUACCCACCAAUAAGCCGGGCGUGGAGCCCAAAAGGCCGCCGAAGCCGGUGAACAUCACGCAGAUGGUGAAGUUGAGUCCCACGGUCGGUAACACUAUCACGGUGUCGUGGCAGGCCGAUUACACCCGAGGAUACGCGAUCACGGUCUGUCUUGUUCACAAAUUGACUUCGUCGGAUUUGUUGCAACGGUUGAAGAAUAAAGGAGCCAAGCAUUCCGACCACACUAGAGCGCUAAUCAAGGAAAAACUGACCGACGACGGUGACUGCGAGAUCGCAACUACCAGCCUCAAGGUGUCGCUGAUGUGUCCGCUAGGAAAAAUGCGCAUGACGACUCCGUGCCGCGCCAUCACGUGCACGCACCUCCAAUGUUUCGAUGCGUCGUUGUUCUUGCAGAUGAAUGAGCGCAAGCCCACGUGGAGCUGCCCCGUUUGCGACAAGCCCGCCCUCUACGACAACCUCGUCAUCGAUGGGUAUUUCAUGGAAGUUUUGCAAUCCGGACUGCUUCCCAACGAUGUAAACGAAAUUCAGUUGCUCAAAGACGGUUCUUGGAGCGUUCAGGCUGCAGAAAAGAAGCCGCAAAUUCAAGCUGUUAAAACUCAGAGCAUCGACGAUUCCAUUGAAAUAAUUGAAGAUGGAAUUGAAAUUGUUUCGGCCUCAAGUUCCACCCUGGAAAAGCUAAAAAAAGAAGAGCCCGUGGAGAAAAAGGAACCGACUGAACUACCGAAAAAAGACGUUGUAGAUCUCACACUGUCAGAUUCUGAUGAUGACGAACCGCUGGCGAAACGUCGCGCUGUGAAUCCGAAGCCGGAUUCGACUAUCAAGUUUUCCGACACAAACAGCAUUUCGUCUAGCAGCAACCAAAGCAGGGUGACCACCACACCAGGCCCCUCUUCCGUAUCCAGUUCCGGAUAUCCGGUCAGCCCCAACGUCAUCAAUCUUGACAGCCCCUCUCCCCCAAGGUCUCCCUCAGCACAAGGCACGUCGGCGGAGAGCGCCCCUCCUCCAGAGGCGCCCGCGGCGAGCGCUCCCGCCUCCUGCAUGAUGGCGACCACCAACGGCAACGCCGCUAAGCCGCUGUUGCCGUUGUAUCCGGGCGAUGCGCCCACCUACUUGGAUCUCGAAAACAGUGAGCUGUCAAAUAGCACGCCCAUAGGCAGUGACGGACAAUUUUUUUAAUUUAAUUUACGAGAUAAUCUCCUAUGCAGUAUUUUUUGUGUAAAUACUGAUAUUAGUAUAAUAAUUAUUAUUAUCAAUAGUUAAGUGCGGGUUAAUUUAAAAGUGUAAUAGACACGACUGGAUUAUUUUAAUUGCUAAGUGUAUUUAUUAUUUUUCUAGUGUUACGUCAUUCCAAGAUACUAUCGGACAAAAAUAUUUUUUUAUUUAGAGUUUCGUUAAAUUGACAAAAAAAAUAGCAGUUGCAAUAUAUUUUUUAGGGUAGUUAGUGGGUGCUGGCGGAACACACCCAAGGAGUUUAUUAUCUCGGUAAAUAUAUUAUAUAUAAAUAUAUAAUUGCUACGUUAAAAAGUUUAUUACAAAAGUUAUUUAUGAACAUAUUUCCUACAACUUUAGUUUUCGUAAUUUGAAUAUUUAAAAAGUUCCACAUUUCCAAACAAAAAAAUUGUAGAGCUACAAGCUAAAUAGCUUUUUUGACCUCUUAUAGUUUGGUUGUAAAAUCUAAAAAAAAAACCUGUCAGAAGGAACAUUCCGGUGGCACCCACUACCCGGACUUAAAAUUACAUAGAGGCAAUUUAAAAACAUUUCGUUACCAUUUUGUAUUCUUUUCGGAUUUUGGUACAAAUGUAAAUAACUAAAUUAUAGUUAUUUUUACGAAAGAGCUGUAUAUUAGCCAAGUAUUUAGGUAGUAUAUUUUGUACAUGACUUAUGGCUUAGUUUAAAGCCUUAUUUAUACAUUGCCUUCCUUCCUUCCUCCCGUAAAAGAUAAAAAAUUCGAAAAUCGUAGUAGAUUCCCGUAAGGGAAUCUA
Brassicogethes aeneus is the source of this 3028-nucleotide messenger RNA. NCBI's taxonomy places the organism in Eukaryota, Metazoa, Arthropoda, Insecta, Coleoptera, Nitidulidae. The record is from the annotation of a GenBank genome assembly.